Sus scrofa (pig) is the source of this 973-nucleotide messenger RNA. It is a transcript of the gene FKBP3, whose product is annotated as FKBP prolyl isomerase 3. The record is from RefSeq and is marked validated. Gene Ontology annotation, molecular function: peptidyl-prolyl cis-trans isomerase activity. Lineage: Eukaryota; Metazoa; Chordata; Mammalia; Artiodactyla; Suidae.
AGUAAAGCAGAGGCAGCGGGGGAAGAUGGCGGCCGCCGUUCCACAGCGGGCUUGGACCGUGGAGCAGCUGCGCAGCGAGCAGCUACCCAAGAAGGACAUUAUCAAGUUUCUGCAGGAUCACGGUUCAGAUUCGUUUCUUGCAGAGCAUAAGUUAUUAGGAAACAUUAAAAAUGUGGCCAAGACAGCUAACAAGGACCAUUUGGUGACAGCUUAUAACCAUCUUUUUGAAAGCAAGCGUUUCAAGGGUACUGAAAGUAUAACUAAAGUGUCUGAACAGGUGAAAAAUGUGAAGCUUAAUGAAGAUAAACCCAAAGAAACGAAGUCUGAAGAGACUCUGGAUGAGGGUCCACCAAAAUAUACAAAAUCUGUUCUUAAAAAAGGAGAUAAAACCAACUUUCCCAAAAAGGGAGAUGUUGUUCACUGCUGGUAUACAGGAACACUACAAGACGGGACUGUCUUUGAUACUAACAUUCAAACAAGUUCAAAGAAGAAGAAAAGUGCCAAGCCUUUAAGUUUUAAGGUUGGAAUAGGCAAAGUUAUCAGAGGAUGGGAUGAAGCACUCCUAACUAUGAGUAAAGGAGAAAAGGCUCGACUGGAGAUUGAACCAGAAUGGGCUUAUGGAAAGAAAGGACAGCCUGAUGCCAAAAUUCCACCAAAUGCAAAACUUAUUUUUGAAGUGGAAUUAGUGGAUAUUGACUGAGACAGUAAAGAACAGCAACAAUAAAACUGACCUUGAGAAAAUUUAUGUAUCUUAUUACAGCUGGUUACUAUAAGGAAAGAGUCAACUGGAAAAUUCAAGAAGUUACAGCUUGUUUACUUGAUGCUCAACCUUUAAGAAAUGUAAUCUGUUAUAAAUCCUUUAAGUUUAAAAUAUUUUACUACAGCUGUGUAAAAUAUUGCCUAAAGAGAACCGGUUUUCCUUUUACCCCGUAUGGUAAACUAAAAGGCUCAAUAAAAAUUUAUUCAAUCUCUA